This is a messenger RNA of Drosophila arizonae, 1029 nucleotides long. It is a transcript of the gene Dic4, whose product is annotated as Dicarboxylate carrier 4. NCBI's taxonomy places the organism in Eukaryota, Metazoa, Arthropoda, Insecta, Diptera, Drosophilidae. The record is from RefSeq and is a predicted model, not a curated record.
AUUUUGAAAAUUUAUACUUUCGCUAGAGAACAUUGUUAUUUUUAACUUCUUUCUGCAUUGGUGGAAUGCUUAAUUUGGGUCAUAGGUAUAGGCAGAUCACAAGGUACUGGCUGACGAUCGCGAAUUGCGGCGACCACGAUGGUGGUCUGGAGGAGUGGCAUCCACAUGUGUAGCUUGUAUAUUAGCACCUUUUGAUUUAAUCAAAACGCAUAUGCAAACACAGACAAAAAAGAAGAGUAUGUUAAAAACAACUGUCAAAAUCAUACGAUUAAGAGGCUUUUUAGGUUUUUAUGAUGGUUUUACAGCGGCUGCGCUUCGUCAGUUGACAUGCACAAGUCUUCGAUUCUCUCUGUAUGAGAACGGCAAGCACCUAGAAAUAUUGCAAAACUCGAAUUCCAUUCUUGACAAAAUGUAUGUUGCAAGCUUUGCAGGCAUAGUUGGAUCAGUAGUUGGGCUACCAAUGGAUGUGAUAAAUGUGCGGAUGCAAAACGAUAUGAAAUAUGCAGAGAAUUUAAGACGAAAUUAUAAGAGCUUUAUGGAUGCUCUGAUCCGGAUUCCCAAAGAGGAGGGGUGGAUGACCCUAUAUAGUGGCGGGAUUGCUGCUGUUCUUAAAGCAGCUAUUGGAAACAGUGCCCAGCUAGCAGUCUAUGACCAAGUUAAAAGUGAGCUUCAUCAUCGCUUCAUGUUAGAAGACGACGUGCAUUUACAUUUUAAGAGUUCAUUAAUCACGUCAAUUAUUGAGUCAAUUAUUUCGCAGCCCUUUGACGUGCUGAAGACUUUAAUGAUGAAUGCACCACCCACACAGUUUCCGACUGUGUUCCAUGCUAUUAAAUAUAUGAUGCGUUUUGGAUAUUUGGGGCUCUACCGUGGAUUGGUGCCCACAAUUGCUCGAAAGGCCCCAGCCACAAUAUCAUUGUUUAUAAUUUAUGAGCAGUUGCGCCUUAAUUUAGGUUAUAUUCCACUCGACUCCAAAUAAUGUCAAAUUUUUAGUAAAUUUUACCCCUGUAAUUUUUGCAGAAGUUGUCAGCC